AUGAAGUAUCCCAACACGCUGGACCUCAACACGUACCGGGCGUACAUGUGCGCUCGGCAUCUGAACCGGGACAAGACCCGUUUGCUGGAUGCCAUCAAUCUCGACUGGGACCUAAACGUGCCGGAACCGCUCAAGGUACUCUGUCUGAAAGCGAUAGCCGACAAUUGGAUGACCGUCCCAUAUUUCCGGGAGCUACCACUCUGCGAAGACCGUCAGUAUCUGCUCGAUCUGCUCGAUCUAAACUUUCCGCUGGAGAAUCUAUGCUCCCGAGUGCGUAGUGACGCGUUCUGGAAGCGUGCCUUUCAUCACCGUUGGCGUAGCUUCGUACCGAUCGAGGUUGGCACGAAACCCUGGAUACGGAUCUACCUCGAGCAGCAUCUGUCCGAGAUGGUGGAACAUCUUAAGCCGAACGAUUACGAUCAGGAAGGGAUCAAGAGGAUCGUCGAUCUGUGUUCACCGUUCGUGCGAGAGUUGCGCAUCGAACGGUUGCAACCCUCCCUGUCGGACAACAGUGACCACGUACCGUUGGAUGUGGUGUUGGCCAACUUGCGUCGACUGCAGCGCAUCAGCCUGACGUACGAUGUGAAGGAUGUGGGACACAACUUCUUUCUCGGGUGUGCCACCAUUACCGAGAUGGAUGUGAAGCUAAUGACGCAAGGUCUCGAGCGUUGCUGUGAGCUGACGGAGUUCCGGCUGCACAGCAGCAAACUCGAACCAACCAUGAUGAAGCGCAUCAGUGCCGCACUUGGCAAGGGUUGUCCUAGCUUGCGUACGAUCGCCUUCCCACACUGCCGCUGUGGGGAUAUUGGGCUGCGAGCGUUCUGUGAGCCAAUCCAUCCGAACUCUUUCCCGAACGUGCGAGAAGUUAUACUAACUAACAACUUUUUGUCUCCGGAGAGUGUCCAAGAGCUAACCUGGCGACUACGGCAUCGUCAAAUCGAAAAGCUGGACCUGAGGCUCAAUCCUAUCCUUACCGAGGGUGCCGCAUUCAUCAUGACCAGCGUGUUCUACAUGCCCUUACAAGAACUCAAUCUUAGCUGCUGUUCGAUCGAUGAACAGAUCGAGGAGUGUCUGCUGAUGCUGAUUCGCUUCAAUUGCACAAUCAAGCGGUUCGACAUCUCCUCCAACCGUCUCUCGCCGGCCAUGGGCGAACGGUUGCUGCAGCGUGUCCACGAAAAUAAAACGCUCCAGCAGUUCGAUUUGCGCAACACGGACAUCUCGUACGAUGUGCGGGCCAUCAUCGAUGAGGUAAUAUUGGAGAAUCGCGAUCCGCACAGUUUGCACAUGUGGCAAGCACGAUGA
Molecule: messenger RNA, 1302 nt
Organism: Anopheles maculipalpis
Lineage: Eukaryota; Metazoa; Arthropoda; Insecta; Diptera; Culicidae
Product: dynein regulatory complex subunit 5
Exons: 3
Coding region: 1-1302 (433 amino acids)
Source: RefSeq, a predicted model, not a curated record